Molecule: messenger RNA, 207 nt
Organism: Sclerotinia sclerotiorum 1980 UF-70
Lineage: Eukaryota; Fungi; Ascomycota; Leotiomycetes; Helotiales; Sclerotiniaceae
Exons: 3
Coding region: 1-207 (68 amino acids)
Source: RefSeq, a predicted model, not a curated record
AUGGUGCAAGCAGACGGUCAACUCGGGUCGGUAACACCCGGAAACCCUCCGGAUCCAUCAUUGAUUUGGACUUCACCAUGGAGCGCCGGAUGGAUGGAAACGGCAAGUAAACGGCUCGCGGAGGGUGAUGUUGAGCUGAGGAAGAAGAUCUCGUUAGCCGGGAGAAGCACCACCGUGUAUAUAUAUAUUAAAUUUCUAGAUAAUUAG